Molecule: messenger RNA, 25836 nt
Organism: Pelobates cultripes (western spadefoot toad)
Lineage: Eukaryota; Metazoa; Chordata; Amphibia; Anura; Pelobatidae
Source: the annotation of a GenBank genome assembly
CAUGCGUGCCCUGUGAAGGCUUAUAAGAGCGAUGUACAGGAGAGAGCAGUUUAUUUACAGACAAGGGGAGGGAGGUGUGACAGGGCUUUCUCCACACACUGCUCCUGGGCCAGUUGCUUCCCUGCUGACAACUGGCAGCCUGUUCAAGAGUCUCCCCUCCAAGCGCUCACCAUUUACCCACUGCUGCUUCUCUGCUGUCUCCCCUCUCUCUCUCUUUGGGCAAUUUACUUCUCUCCCUGUGGAUGUCUCAGGAUGUGGCUGGAAUUCAAAGGGUCCAUAGACCAGCAUGGGACUGACUGAGGAUGCUGAUCUGGACCUUUAAACUGUGGAAUACUCAGCAAACUUCUCCCAGAAGGAAGGAAUUCUCAACGUUCGGAUUAUUCUCGUACUGGAAACAAGUAUCUGCUCUCUCCUGAUCAGUCAUAUCUGAGGGACCCCUGACUGCAGUGACCUCUUUUAAAAUUAUUUCCUCCCCCCAAAAAGUGGAUUUUCUAUGGUGGAGUUUUGUGUGUGCAUGUUGUGCCAGCUGCAGGCUAACUUGUUGUCUUUCUCCAAGCUGUGAUCUCCAGGACAGGAAGAAAUUUGGGCACUGGAUGAGUUCAGGGUUGCAAGGGAUAUUUAACCCUAAUCCUCAGACAGCUGCUUCAACUCAUCCAAGUCAGAGCUCACAAGGCAUCUGCCCCCUCACUGCAGCCCCUGUCUCCAGGUUAACCCCAUACUGGGGCAUCUGCAAGUUUACUGUGCCAGUAGCUCCAGUAUUUCAAGGAAGCAGGCUGGGCAUCAAAGAGGCGGGAGGAUCUGGUGUGUUCACAGCCCCAAGCCAUGUGGGCAGAGGGCACCCCUCUAGCGUUGCUGGCAGCUGCUUCCUUCCUGCUGGCAGUGUUGGCAGCCGCCCGGGGGAGCGGUGAGUACUGUCACGGGUGGGUGGAUGCCCAGGCGGUGUGGAGGGACGGAUUCCAGUGCCCGGAGCGUUUUGAUGGGGACGAUGCCACCAUCUGCUGCGGUACCUGCGUCCUGCGUUACUGCUGCUCCAGCGCCGAGGCCAGGCUGGACCAGGGUGUGUGUAAUAACGACAGACAGGAGGGGGCGCCACACGAAAGGCCGGAUAAGGACAGCCACGACUCCGCGGCAGGUAGGGCUGGUGUCUGAGUGCCAGGUCUUUGGGGUGAGUGGGAGGGGGGUCUCAGACAGAAUACAUCUCUGCCAAGGCAAGGGUGCUCUGCUCAGAUACAUGUUCCACAGUUUGGCAGCUUACCUACUGGCUGGCCAGUAUUAGUAUAGCCCGUUAAGCAGACUGGCCAGUAUUAGUAUAGCCCGGUAAGCAGACUGGCCAAUGUAAGAAAUGACCAUCCAUAUGUAAGACUAACCAGAAUGGUCAUUAUUAAAAGAGACCAGUGAUAAGUAAUUGCAGUCGCUAUUAGAAUAGACCCCUGAAAUAUAAGAGCAUUUAUACGAAUUGGCCAGUAUUAGGAGAGCUCACUCGUAUAUUCAGUGUAUUAUAAGUUUAUUGUAAGUCCAAUCAACUAAUAGACCUCCUAUGCAGACUGGCCAAAAUUAAUAUAACUCACUGACCUGUAGACCACAUAUGUAUGUCUAUACUAGAGCUGACAGUACUGACCAGCAUAGAUAAGAAACACAUUAUUUAAAAUGUCCAUUAUAAUUCAAUAAUCCCUAAUGGCCAGACUAACCUGUACAUAAUACAGAAAAAUGCAUAUGACUUGUGGUAUAAUGUAAUAUUACAUGGAAGACCAACUUCUGUGUGUAUAUAUACAUUAAUAUACGUGUAUUUAUACCAAGAUAUAUAUAUAUAUAUAUUGCAUUGAAGCUAUGCAAACAAUAAAAUGACACCUUUGGCUAGUGCCUCUCAAACCAGGAAGUGGCUAAAGCAUAUCUGCCAAUCUUGGGGCUUUCACUACUCCCCAAGUAUAUGCCAUCAAUUCUGGCCAGUGCAGGGUUUGAGAUAUGUAGUACAGCACUUGACAGCAGUUUUGUUCAUUAAAAGCUUUGAGUUGCUGAGCAAGUUCAGCUCAACAUGUGUGCACCUCUCCACCCCCUCCUUGUGUCCCCCCUCCACACCUGUCUCUGGUGUCCUUCUCCUUUACUCCUUGUGUGUGCCCCUCCAUACCUUCCUUGUGUGCCCUUUUCUAUGCCCUCUUGAGUGCUCCACACCGCUUUACCUGUGUGUACUUCACAGGUCCCCUGUGUCAGCGCUGUCUCCAGGCCGCCUUUUGUGUCCUUUUCCAUGACCACCUAUGCUUGCCCCUCUUCAUACCAGUUCUUUGCCCUCUUUGUAUAUGCCUGUUCAUGCACCUAAAUCUGCUCCUCUACAUGACCCCCUGGUGUGUGCAUGCUCAUGCAUCUAAAUCUGCCCAUCUACAUGCCCUCCUGGUGUGUGCAUGCUCAUGCAUAUAAAUCUGCCCCUCUACAUGCACCUAAAUCUGCUCCUCUGCAUGCCCUCCUGGUGUGUGCAUGCUCAUGCAUCUAAAUCUGCCCAUCUACAUGCCCUCCUGGUGUGUGCAUGCUCAUGCAUAUAAAUCUGCCCCUCUACAUGCACCUAAAUCUGCUCCUCUGCAUGCCCUCCUGGUGUGUGCAUGCUCAUGUCCAAUAGCUGCCACAAUGCAGUUUUAACGCUUACAUUAACACUAAGCUUAUAUCUUGUAGGCUGUAUUGUGUGAAAUCCUAUUCCAGCUUCACAUACUUUUUUUAAUGAAUCACGUGCGCAAUUAGUUUUACUUUUUUAGGGUGGAGGAGCACCAAUCUUAUUUUUAGAAUAAAUAUGUAAAUAAUUGAAUCAGAUUCAAUGUGUGAUAAGGUAAUCAGCAGUUUAGUAGUAAAAAUGGGCAAACAUCAGUGCUUUGAGUGUAUAAUAUUUAGCAGAGAAGGGAACAGGCAGAUAGCCCAGGAUUACUUCAUUUAGGUGCCACCAAUUCAUUGUUUUUGAUAGGAUGUGAUAUUGUUUAACGCUUCCAUUAUCUAAUUCCUGCAUAUGUUACAACUGAUAAACUUGUGUGCUGGGGUCACUGCAAGAAAGCCAUAGUGUGAAAAAAAAUGUAACACAAUGUAUGUAUGGCUCUUUUUAUAAGUGAAUUCAGGCUAAUGCAAUUAUAGGUCUAACUAUUUCUUUAAGAACAUGUUUCCAAAGCCUUAAUCUUAUAUAUUUUUAGUCAUUUUCUUCGCAACAUUAAUUAUACUGCGUUUUAGGUUCAGUUCUAUUCACAAAUGCCAGUGGUGCGACUGGUUGGGCCUAUUCACCAACAACAGAUUUUUGGGGGAAAACUUAGCAAUAGUUUUCCACCUUGAAAUAUUGGUGUAAACUUGAAAGUCGUUAAAAGCGUUGAUCAACUCUGUCUGUAUUGUAUGCUAUUAUAAAAUACAUGCAAAUAUGAAAUUAUGGCUACAGGACUUUACAAUUGCUAAUACCUUAUACAUAAUCAGGGUUAUUCACUAAAGGGAAAAUUGUCAGAAAUUCAAAGUGAAUUUUAAAUUUAACACCAAAAUAGCCGAACUGGAAAUAUUCUCUAAGCCAGCUAUGCUUUCAAUUUGGCUAUUUAGUCCUGGAAUGUUAUAUUCACUUUGCAUUCCUGACAAUUCCGUUGCAGGCAAUAAACGGUUAAGCACACUUAUAUGUGUGACAAGUUUGAGACUUGAGAUCAGAAUAACCAACAUAUCAUGACUAAUGUAGUUUUAAUAUUUGCAGUGUUCUGUAUGCAUUGUAAGUGUUAGUAUGUCUUUAAACAAUCUUUGAGCCCUUUCCCCUCCCCAUCCCAACACACCCUGAGCAUCUCCCUACUAUGCUUAAUGUAAACUACAGUAGAAAUAGAUUUAUCCCUUUUUGAAAUGUGUGUUUUCUGAUUAACUGUCUCUUAUUACCAGAUCUGUCUCACUGGAAACAGUUCAUACCAGUUAUUAUGAAUCUUUAAAUGUUUUUUCCUGUCUUGAUCCUAAUGCGAGAUUCUGUAUGAAUGUAAUACCAUUUAAUUACUAACUCCUAAUUAUCUGAGACCAAAACCGUGCAUAUUAUUAUUAUUAUUAUUAUUAUUGGUAUUUAUAUAGCGCAAGCUUAUUCCACAGCGCUUUACAAUAAAAGGGGAAUUUACCAAAUCAGACAAUAACAAAGUGUAACCGGAUCAAUAGGUAGUUGAGGACCCUGCUCAUACAAGUGUACAUUUGGGACCUUUCUUCUUUAAGUAUGAUUUCUUGGGAAAGCCAUAACAUGGUGGUUUAAUAGAAAGAGCCAUAAAGGGGCAAAAUUCUAAGAUUGGAACAAUCAUCCUGAAUGUUCCAGUGGUCUCCAUGGUGAUGGCUCCAACUUUAAAACCGAUCUCCAAAAUUCUAACUCCCCAUUGUAACUCUGCACAUUAACACAGAUCGGUGAAAAUGCACUACAAGUGUUCAAGACUUCAGAUUCAUACUGCUAGAAUCAAUUUUAAUGAAAACAUGAGUGACUAACUGCCUUCAGGCCUUCUGGGAAGCCUGGUGAUCGGUAAUGUAAUUUUUUUGUACAACACUAAAGUAUAGCCAGCAACCUCAAGUCUCAUUGUCUCUUUAUCUUAAUAAAUAACAUAUUUGGCCAACAGUAGAGGACAUACAAAAUGUGAUACUCUAUCAGUAUCCAACCACAUAUACAAAAUCCAAUUUAUUGUUCAUUAUGCUCUCUUGUGAAUUUUUACCAGCAGGAGGAAUGAGCCCUUAUACCAAGAAAUAACUUUUCUAUAUAUUGUGUUAAGGAUGUAGCAAAUGUCUACAAUGAAUUGGGCAGACUAGAUGGGCCGAAUGGUUCUUAUCUGCCGUCACAUUCUAUGUUUCUAUGAAACAGUUUUGCUAAGAGGGUUGAUUACUGUUUAACUCUAUACCUUAGCUUGCACGUGUAGACCAAACUGACAUCUCUAUAAAGUGCAUCACUGUCAUUUGGCCAAGACAGGUGCAUUCUAACGACCAAACUGCUGACGAAAUAAGACAACAGGCACAGUUUAAUGACACAAGGCAGGCAAUAAAACAUUCUACUAAUAACAUUUCCGGCUGGUUUGCUAUUUUAGCCCCUCUUGCCAAUUCACCCUUAAACAUGAGGGGGAAAAAAUGAUCAACCAGUUAAAAAAAGGGCAAAAAUACCCCCCCCCCAAAAUCAAUAAAAGUGGUGAAUUUGCUUCCUGUUAAUCUAUACUGCCUCACUCACUAAAACCCCCAAAACUUGACACCAGCCCUGAGUGGGAAUAAGACAAAUAAACCCAGUAAAUCUUGUAUUUGUUAUUUAUACUCCCUCCAUACAGUGAGAGAAUUCUGGACAUAAAAUAACCAGAACUACAUCACUGACGGGAAACAGGAACUAAGAAAACUGCAGCCAUCCUAGGAAACCCUCACAUUGGCUGGCGGGAAUAUAUACAACAAGUACCCCAGUCCCCAGUGAAGCUUAAUAAUACACUAUUCUAAUGUGUGUUCUCAGUAAGAUUAAUGGAAUACCUCACAGUUUUGCAUAUCUAUAUAUGUAUUAAAUCAGAUUAAGGUUUACGAUAGGGUACUCUGUUUCUUUGUAUUCCAGUAUAUUUAAUUAUAAUUCCCUCUUUCUGUAACUCAAACUAUGAGUAAUUGUUGCCUUUUGUUAUGCUCUCUGGAUAAAAGCCUUGUAUAAAACUGUUAAGUUAACAUCUUCCUCCAAUUAUUCUCAAUAUUAGUUUUUAUCCUUUCCUAAAGGGUUAAGAAAAACCAUUCCAUAUUCCAUACCACCCAAGUGCCUUUAUUUUGGAUGGGCAGUCAUUUAUUUUGGACACGCAUUCCGCAGCCCCUGUUUUCUCUCAUAAUCUCCUUCUUUUUUAGGAGCUCCGUAUUGUCUGUGUGUCUGAGUGAAUUUCAGAGCUCUACAGCAAUAAUACUCCCACUAAUGUAUCUUUAUAAAUGUGUUUAGAAAUCAGUCUGUGUGAAUAAGACACAUUGUUCUUGAUCUAAGUUACAUUUCAGUUGCAUAAAUUGUUAUUAGUAAGUCGCCUAAAAUUUCUCAGAACAUCCUCGCCCCUGACCACACCCCAGUCACACCCCUAAAAUGAAAGUUUAUUUGAAAUGUUUAUUUGAAAUGUUGGAGGUAUGCAUAUUUUGGAAAUCACAAAGCUUCUGGCGGAUUCUAAAUAUGCUGAGGUUCUUGAGGUGUUCAAUAGAAAAUGGAAGUUGGAGCUAGAAUUAAUGCUUAGGUUAGAGGAGUUAAUGAUAUUUGAUAGGGAUUCCAACUGCCAUCAUUCUUGAGUAAUGGGUUAGCUUUGAUGUUAUGGGAUUAUUGGUUAGAAUUAGGCGCUGAGUGCUUUUACACUGUUUGUGGAUCCACAGCAUUCUGAGUGUUCAUGGCCUUUGAAUUGGCAUUUAGAAAUGUGGGUUUGUGUUUAAAUUUUGUUGAUGUGGCUUCAGUCGUGAUAAAAUGAGGCAUAAGUAGUUAGACCUAGAUUCGAUUUUUAAAAAUCAUUGUAAAAAUUUGCUUUAAUAAUUUAUAGUUUCACUUCCAAUAUCUAAAUGCAAUACUAAUUUUUUUCAAUUUGGACAUAAACUCUCCACAGUUCACUGUGUAGCGUAUAGACAGCUGUGUUUAUUCGUGUUGUACAAUCUUGCACAUGUAUAUUCACUAUGCUAAUACGUUCGCAAUUGUGUGCAUCAAAGCAAAAAAGGGCAUACAACAAUUUCUAAACCAUCUAAACUUGCUUGUUUUUAGAAGUAAUAUCCCUUUACUUUACAGUGUUGUUGCAAUAUGGAACAAAAAUUCCUUAUAAUUUAUCUACAUAGUUGUAUUUCUAAUGCUUUUUUUUAAGUUGUCAAUGUUUAAGGGGCAAAUGGACUGAGGUAUCUGAAUUUUUUUUUUAGCUGGAUUUCCAUGUAAAACCACCAGGGGCAUUUGGAAAAAAAGAUGCAUCAUUUUUUCUGCAAUGACUGAAUUAUUCCAUUAAACAGUAAUUUUAUUAUGAUGUCUUUAUGCCACAUUAAUUUUUAUUUAGUGAUGUAUUUACCUUUGGAGUCCUUUGGCUGCCUGUGAUUUUAAGAUACCUGUUUGCUCUUGCCAUUAAUUUGCAUACAUCAGGUUUGCAAAUCCACCAAUUGGUUUCAGUAUUAAAAGGUGCACAAAUGGCGCUAUAUACAUGAACUUUAUUUGGGAAGAAACGGUUACCUGUUUAUUUUAUCACUUUUCUCUCCAAAUAGGUAAACAGUCAUAAUCUGGAAAAAUGACUCAUGCACUCAAAGUCUGAGACAAACUUUCCAGGCUGUGGUCAUUUUUGCAUUGCUUGUUUGUGUAGAUUUCAUUUUAGCUUAAUAUUUAAUUAAAUUUACUAGUUGUGAUGUAACAUAAAUUGAGUCAAGGGAUCACAUCCAAUAUGAAUUUGCCACUCAAUGCGGCCAUUCAGAAUGUCCCACCUUUAACUUUGGCACUCUCUGCAAUUUUCUUUGUUUUUGCUUUUUUUUGCUCAAAGUGUCUCAGUGUUUGACAAGGUGAUCUGGCAUUAUAUUACAGUAUUCUAUAUUUACUAAAUUGUUUCAGAAAUCCAGAGGUCACUGGGACAGAUGGCUUGCCGAAAUGCAACACACAACAGACUCUGCACACAUUACAUAAAAAAACAAGCACAUAUCUAUCAUCUAAAAGCUCUAUAAAUCUCUUCAGUUGACAUCAAUUCAUAUUUAUUCACAUUUAUUCAUACGUUAUAGCUAUAUGAUGCUUCAACUAUCACUGUGCCAAAGAGCCUUAUAUGUGCAAGUCUAUGCAAUUGUAAUAUUUAUAUGGGAGAACCAUAUACCUAAAAUAAUGAGCUAAUAAAAAUAGUUUAUAGUAAUUUUUUGGACAUCAUUAAUUGGAAUCCCAUUUGAAACCUCUCUAUUUUACAAUCUGAAUAAAAAUGUGUUAGAUCACAAGGUGGGCAAACUAUUGGACCCCAUAACUUAUAAUGCCUCCAUCUUGCCCAUGUCUUCUUAGCAUUUUGUUCUGUUAUAGUCUGCAAAGCCUUUCCCAUCAAUGCUGACGUGUGACACGUACAAUUGAUUCCAUAACUUAUUGUCAUGUCAUAUACUUACAAGGUUAUCCAGUAAAGUGAGAAUAAUUGGGAAGUCAAAGUGAAUUUCAAAUUUAGGGCCAAGGUAGCUGAAAUGGAAAACAUUCUCCCAGUCAUCUUUGCUUCAAGCUCAAUUACUUUGGCCUUAAAUUUGAAAUUCACUUUGAAUUAUUGGCAAUUCUCAGUUUAGUGAAUAGCCAUGUUAGAUUACAUACUUUUAUAUUGCAAUCACUAAUUAAUAGCAAAUUGAUACUGGUAGUAUAAGAGUUAAAAAAAUAAAUAAAAACAUACAUAUAUGGUGCAUUUAUCCAGUUAAAUUGAAACCACAGUGUUGCACAACAAUUAUUCCAUUUGCAGGCGGAUUUUAUGCAUUCUUGUUUUUUGCAGAAUUCUAGAACUAGAAGGAUUAUCCCAGUAACAAGCUAUGUUUUGAAACGGGUCAUUAAUUAAAUUUCCAUGGCGACAAUUUGGGGAUUUUUAAAUCUGUAAAAGAUUUAUCAAGUGUAAUUUUGUAAUGGACGACGUUUUCAUAUCAAUUUCUAAAAAAAAAGUAUGUAUGUAUAGUUCAUCACUAUUUGCGCUUUAUUUUAUAGACACAUUACAUGCAUCUGUUGACUGAGCUGUACACAAGUAACCUUUGAGCACUGAAGUGAAGAUGAACACCUGUUUAUACUAAAGAUUUGCCAGACAUAUGGUAGUCAUAGAAAAGAAUAGCGGUCACACCUUGAUCCUUUAACAAUAGCUCAGUAUGAUUUCCCAUCUGGAACGCAAUGUCUGCCAGUAGCCUCACAUCCCUGUACACUUUUAACAAUUCCAUUGAAAAUUAUUUUUUAUAUUCGGCGAUGGUAACUAUAAAUGUUAUACUUUAUAUAAAUUAGCCUAAAUAAGUGCCCUUGGUGUAGAAUUUGAAAAGACUCCCCCUCCCUUUAUCGGCAAGCCUUAGUUCAUGGAGUGAGCGUGUAAUUAUUUUUGAAGGGCUUCCCUGAGAUGUUGGCUGAGAAAAAAUGUGUUCUAUACAUCAUAGCAGCUAACAUAUGGUUUAUAUGUGAUAACGUGAUCAGAUAUGUGCAUUUCAUGAUGUGUCAUAAGAAUUAAAAUUGUCUGGCUAUGAACAAUCUCGGCAAUUUUCGCAGCUUGAAAGCCUCACUGCUGACAGCCAUUUUGGACUUUUCACAGGAUGCUGAAAGUCUUGUAUCACAGCAGGGUAGCUUGGCAACAGUCAAAAAGGGUUCUGAGAGAGACACUAGGUUAAAGCGGCUCUGUCAUGUUUUUUUUUUUUUUUUGGUUUUGCUUUCCAUAUGCCGUUUAUCUCAAUAAUUAUACUGAGCCCUUGCUACUCUCUUUGUGCCGGAUCUCAAUCAGGGGCAGCCAUUUUGUUCUCCUCUGCCCAUGGUACCCAUUAAUUUUAAUGAUGGAUUAUGGGUAAAUUUGAUUGGCAGCUGGAAUAGAACAUUGCUUGAACCAUCUUGAGAGAUGGACACCUGUGGGAUGGGUGGUAAAAUGGCAGCCCAAUGACGCAAUUGAGUCAGUUGCUCUGCCCAAGGGGGGUGGGUCCACCCAAAAUACUGGCAAGUCAGCCUGGCAUGAAUGCCUUUCAAUCAUCCAGGCCAGCUAACUGAGGGUGGAUCAUGUAGGGAGCACUGUUUCAGAAAGGACCCUGAAAAUAAGGACUGUUUCGCCAAAAUUGGGAUGAUAUUUGGGAGACAUGUUUAAACUUCACCAUUGUUUAGUUUUGCCAGAUUUUGUUUCUAUACAUAAGCAAAAGUAGUCCCUGCUUUUCGUUAUGUGUUCUAUAAAAACUGGAGAGCUCAGGAAAAAAAUAAGAGAUUCAGACACAGGGAGAGAUAUUUAAUCAUUUUAUUAGCACAGCGUCAUUAUAAAUAUUCAGGCCUCCCAACCAUCAGAUUUUGGUGGGACGGUACCUAUUUUCCUGUUCUGCCCUGACUUAGUUCCUUUGUGUUGCGCUUUUGUGGGCACCAGGGAACUGUCCCCAAUAAACAUAUUAGAUGCACAAAUGCGUUAGAUACAAUAUUAGAUGCACAAAUGUGUUAGAUACAAUAUUAGAUGCACAAAUGCUAUGUUCAGGGUGAUAGGACCCUGCAGAGAGCACUGAAACAGUUCUCCCUACGGGGUCUAGCCUCAGUGUGCUGGUCUGGCUGAUUGGCGUUCAGACCAGGCUGACCUGACCUGCCAGUAAUUCAAUUCUGGGAGCCUGUGACACCCCAUUUACCCACUGGCAUCCCACUUCUCUGGAUGCUGGAGUUGGGAGGUAUGAAUAUUUCAUUGUCAUGUGAUGUUCCUCAAAUGGUUAAUAAUACUAUAUAGAAGUAAUAAUCAAAAAAGGGGAGUGUGAAAACAGAAAACAUGAUAGUUAAAGGGACUUGAAAACAAGUUUAGCUUAAAGAAGCUGUUUUGUUGUGUAUAAACAAAGUUAUUUAACUCCUGAAUGGCAGAGAAUUGAGCGGUAAGACUGCAGGGGCAUGAUCUAUACACUAAAACUGCUCCAUUAAGCUAAAGUUGUUUUGAUGCCUAUAGCGUCCCUUUAAUAUAUCAAUACAGCAAGGAGGCUUCACCUCACUUGUGGAGAGGUGUGCACGCACUGCACUUCAAUAUACCGUAUAGCAGGAGGUGUAACUGAAGGGAGCAGGCCGCUAUAACUCCAGGACAAAAUUUAUUUUGAAUCAUAUUCUGAAGUCCUCUGUCAGUAAUGUAUCAAGUUUAUGGAGAUACAUAUAAUACACACAUUUAACCCUCCAAGUGUUUGCUGAUUUCUGCAAUGGAUGCAAAAUAUGCUACAUAUAUUUAUAGUGAGCUGCCAAUCUUUAAGAUGAGGUCCAGAGCAGUGGGAAAUGUAAGCAGUGAAUAAGAUAUACGUAAUAUAAGUUUAGUGUGUUCUAAACUAACUUUGUAAACUUAUGAACCAUAUUAAAGUUUUUAGCACAUGUGGACAUUUUAUUAUGCUUUAUUAAUGUAAAUUUCUCUAAGGUAUUCAGUUCACUUCCAUUUUUGAUUCAAAGUUUUUAUAUAUAUUUAAUUACUUAAAAAAAAUUUUUUUUUGAAUGUUCCAGUUCUAACCAUUGUUCAGAAAGCCUAGGAUUUGUCAAGCUAUUGUUUAGAAAGGUUGUUGUAAACCUGACAGAAUUUUGGCUCUCUACUCCAACAUUCUGGAUUUGAAAUGAAACAAUGAUUAGGAUGAUAAAGUGCAUGGUGUCAGCUUUAAUUUGAGACUAUUUACAUCCACAAACUCUGACCUGUGUAGGAAUUAUAGUAUUAUCUAUACACAGUACUUCUAUGUUACGGGCCAAAAGUAAUUGGACAGUAUUAAACGGUCAUCCCAUUUAGUGCUUGUUUGGAAUCCUUUAAGAUUCAAAACAUAGAAACAUAGAAACAUAGAAUGUGAUGGCAGAUAAGAACCAUUCGGCCCAUCUAGUCUUCCCAAAGGGAUGAUUUAUCACCAACAUUUUUCCAUCUAAUUUUCAGCAGUUUUCAUUUGGUGCAAUUUAUUAAAUCAUUUGGGUUUUUACAUCUCUUCCUUUUUUUAAUGACCUAUAUUCAACAUUUGUUGACCAGCGCAAAAUAUUUCCACAUUUUUCUGCCGUAUUUUCCUGCCCCUAUUAAGAUAGCGGUUGUAAAAAAUGGAAAUUUAUGUGCAAAACUGCAGAAUUCACAAUGAAAAAAAUUGGCACUUUUUAAAUCACUUACCCGCUAUCAAAAUAGUAAUGGUAUUUAACGAUCACUUUUCAGAGCACUUUGAUAAAUAUCCCCUAACCCAUAAUCAGUUCUUGUGACCAACAGAUAUCACUAGGUGCUGGGUAUGUUCUGUACUGAUAUUCUGUGAAGCCAGUUCUAGUCAUCCUGUAUUUUGUUUUUGUGUAGUUGUAUAUAUGUCAGGUGAUUAACAGUGGCAGGAGGGUAAGAGGGGUGAGCCAGUGACGAACCUGCCUGGAAAGGGGGCAGGUCCACCCUAAUUACUGGCAGGUCAGCUUGGCGUGGAGGCUUCCUGGUCUACCUGCCAGUUAUAUAAAGGCAGCUCACUGAGGGCAGACCCUGCAGGGAGCUCUGUUUCAAUAGAGCUGUCUGUAGUGUCCUAGAUCCCUGAACAUAGUGCGCAUGUCCAUUGAAGUGCUCGAAAAUCGGGACUGUCCCAUUGAAAUCAGGACCGCUGGGAGGCUUAUAAUAUUGUCCUUCUAAACAUUCUUUCUUUACUAUAAUAAUACAUUUGAGGACAGAGUCCUAUUGCAAGGUUUACGACCAUCGAGUGUGUUAGCUAAAAAAUGAGCCAGUUCCAAUUUUAGCCAUACACUUCCAUCAUAACAUUAACUCAAUGCUCUCUUUCCCUGGCAUAGAUUAGUGUUUGCCUCAUCUGUUCGUAACAUUGUGUUCUAGAAUGCGUUAUUUUCUUUAUGAAACAUUUAGCAAACUAUAGCCUGGAUAUUCUGUUGUGGCUUACCAUUGGUUUGUGUCAUGUGGCAAAUUCUCUGAGGCUUUGUGGAUGGAAUCUUCCAUUUAUGGUACUUUUAAUAACUUUAGUUGCCUACAUAAGAAAGACAAACAGAUCAAAGAGUUUCAUGCAUUCUUCAGUCAUUCAAAAAUCUCAUUUGUGGUGUACCUGGUAGCAGUGCAUUCCUACUUCUUCACAUACUGAGUGGUGAAUGUCGGCAUUCACGGGUUUGUUUGUCUAUAUGUGAUAUUAGCUGACUCUUGAAGUCCAUACUGUAGAGAUAAUGUCACACUUUCCUGUGCUCUGUAAUUGGCUGAUGUUAGCUACACAAACCACAGCUCUGAGUGAGUAGCCAAUAAUAAUGCAGAGUAUACUGACUGACAGGUAGCAGGACAAAUAGCAUGUUAAAGAAUAAUUGAUGGAUAUCAGGCUAUAAAAUGGCCAAAGACGAACACCAUUUUACAUGGAGAGUGUCUGGAGCAGUGGCGUCUCCAGGAUUCAUACUUAAUUCAUACUCCCACCCCCCCACCCGCAUACACAGACUCAUCCCCCCCACACACACACACAGACUGAAACACACACACAGACUAAAACAGACACACACACACACAGACUGAACCACACACACUGACUCACACAUGCACAUAGAAUGAACCACACACACUGACACACACACACCACACACACACACAGAGACUGAACCACAUACUGGCACACUUACCAGCAGCUGCCUGGAUGCCUCUGUGCAGAGCUGAGCUUCCUCUCCCUGUCUCUCCCCUGCUCUGCUCUCUAUGACCCAGGAGGAAGAAACCCCAAGUCAGUGCCCCCCUCUGGCUGUGGGAAAAGGAUGGAACACAGCUCCACAGUGACAGUGCUGCUGUAGCUUGUGAAGGGAGACGCAGUGCUCCCGACUCCAAUUUCAAUUGGGGUAGGGAGGGGGCACAAGUAGGGGAACUGCAUGAUGUAGGUACAUGGCCCGCUCUGCCCCCUCUCCCCCCCUCACCUCCCAGUAACGCCACUAGUCUGGUCUGGAGCAGAGGUUAUGAGGCAGUUACUGAAAAUACUUACUGGGUUAUUUGCUAAAGUGAGAAUUCUAGGUGUAUUCCAAGUGAAUUUCAAAUUUAAGACCAAAGCAGCUGAACGGAAAACAUAGCUGAUUUAGAGGAUUGAUCUUCUUUAACCUUAAUUUGAAAUUCAUCUUGACUUCUCCCUGUAGUGAAUAAACCUAUUAGAACACGGACACAGUAUUUUAUUUACAUGUUACGGUAGACCUGUGUCCUAAAUGUAAGUUUUGUUCCAGAUAGAUUUUAUUUAGAAUUUAAAAAGAUAUGCUCAAUAAAAAAAGUUCCAGUAACACAGAAAAUAUUCCAUUAUAAACAUAUAGCAAAUAAUAAAUAUAUAACAAUCAUAAAACUACCAGUCAUGAAUCCAAAAUAGGUUUAGUAGGAUAUGGACAUGGUCUUCAUCACAAUGUUGUUGUAUUAUAUCUGUAGAACGUUUUCAUAAUGAGAAAAGUCUGUUCUUUUGAGUUGUUUUACUGGUUCCCUUUGUUCAUAACGCCAUUCGCCUUUAGUAAUACACGUGUACAUAAUGUUCUGUAUUUGUACAUUAAUUAUUUCUGCUCUUAUUGUGCUGUACGCAAUCUUACAUAAGGAAGACAUAAAAAAAAAAGUUACAAACUUAAACUUUACCCUGUUGAGAAUAAAUUGCAAACUAUGAAUGAGAAUAAAUUGCAAACUAUGAAUGACAUGUGAAAGCAAACGUUGUAGCAAGUCAAAACAGUCUUCUUUUAGGUUUCUCGAGGCUAGCUCCAAAAACAACAUGAUAAAUUAGGAUUAAAUGCCAGCUAGCGCCAAUUUAACCCCAUCUAAUUAUCCAUUAUAUGAAAGUUAAUGUGUUCUAUUGCAAAGAACUACCAGGCAGGGAGAUAAAGAGUUCGCCAUUUUGGUAACAAUAGGGAACAUUUUCACCAUAUUUUCACAUUUAUCUUUUUUCAUGUACACUGCAAUUUUAGUUAAAGAUACAAGAUUUAAAUAAGUUUACUUACAGGUUUAAGUUCAAUGCACUAAAAGAGAGUAAAAAGAAGCUAAACAGCCACCAACCUCAAGAGUGGAGCGUAAGUGGUUCUAAUGAACACUUACCCUAAAUAGGAAUGCAGGAACAAUAAAUUGGGGAAAAAGAGAAGACCAUAUAGUGUAAACCCAUAUGGCAAUGUGGUAAAAGUAGGGUAUGACUAACCAGAUAUUGGAGUGAUGCACACUAGUAUCAUGAUGCACACUAGUAUCAUGAUGCACUGGAGCUCUGUGGGGGAAGUCUGCUAGCCCCCAAUAUAAAUCCAGAAGUAUAGAGCCACAGGCUACACAGGGCAGGGUGUAAGGUAUAUUUAACUAUGGUACGUUUCGACCAUGAGGCCUUAAUCAUGUAGGGUAUAACUAAUUAAACUCACAUGGAUAUGAGCUUUAAGGGACAGGCUCAAAUUAUGUACUCAGUAGUAUACUCAGAUGACACAAUCCCCCUUGUUACUCUAGCUUCCUGGGUAGUAUCCUCAAAGGAUAACAAUGGAAAGAAGAGGCACAAACUACGUCCAGACACACACUGUGUGCUCAUAUAACCAAUAAUUAGCUGCUCACCUUGACUAGAGCCCACAAGACCUGGCUCUCGGUGUCACUGCCAAGUGUCUACAAAGGGGCACAGCCCUUUUUGAAAGCAGAUAAUCAGAACAGCUUGUUGGACAACAAAUUAUUUAUUAAAAAUAACUUGUUAAAAACAUAAAAACAUAUGAGUAAAGUGCUAAAUAUCAGGAAAAAGGUCCUCAAGACCUUCUCCUCCCGAGACGCAUUUCACCCUAUCCUAGGGCUUUAUCAAUUGGUAUAGUCGUUAUAAUCUGCUUCCUUCACGCCUCCUUUUAAAUAUGCCGGUCUUGACUCCUAUUUGUGGUCGCAUUCCAUCCGCGACCUGUCGGAUAUAGAGGCCAGAGGUGUGCGUACUUCAAUCAGCUCCUUCCACGUUGAGGCGUCAUUACGCUAUCGCGCCUAUGAUGUGAGCCUGUCCAUUGAGGCUCAUAUCCAUGUGAGUUUAACUAAUUAUACCCUACUUUUAUCAUAUUGUCAUAUGGUUUUACUCUAUAUGGUCUUAUCUUUUUUCUUUCCCAGUUAUUAUUAGAUGCUCCUGCGUUUCAUCUAGGGUAGGUGUUCAUAUUAGAACCACUUAUGCUCCACUCUGGAUGUUGGUGGCUGUUUGACUUCCUUCCACUUUCCUUUUGUGCAUGUCUUGAGGUGGGUGAGAGAGAUUCCCAAUGAAAUGUAGUAGCAGGUCUAAUUACUAUACACGGUGAAGCACCUUCCUAAUCACACAGAUUACCUUGUGUAUUUUGAUUAGGUUCCGUAAUGCCUAGCAAUUUAAUAUGCAACAGUUUGACAAACGCUGAAUGAACUUGUUAUUAACUCAUAUUAAAAAUGAGUAUUUCAUAGGAAAGCUUUGGGAGGCUGUUGCCUGUUGCCAUUCUGCACCAAUCAGCAUCAUCUAAUAGAGGUGCAUUGAAUCAAUGCAAUUCUAUGGGGAAUGUUCAAUGCCUCCAUGCGGAGCAUCUGCCAGUAGAAGUGUUCCUAUACAGCAAUGUUAACACUGCUUUUUUUUCUGAAAAGGCAGUCUUUACAGUGUUCAGCCUGCAAGGGAGAAGCUAAUUAUGUCUACUGCCUGCGUGCUGUGCGCAUUGACUAUAGACAUAAUUUAUGGCACAGAAUUUACAUAAGGCAGCCCAGAGUUCCAAUCUGCUUAAGUCACGUGUGCUAGUGGUGCAACUAACCCCAAGUGCAAAUAUCUCAGUAUGUGCGGCAUGUCAAACAAAAAAUCUGCACAUACAGACUCCUACCACCAUGACCACUUUGAAAAACAUAAGUGGUCGUGGUGGUUGGAGUUACCCUUUAUCAUUUUAUUCUGUGGUGGGAUAUUGGUAUGUAGAUACAUACUGGAACCCCUCUUUAUCCUUUCCAGUGUCUACUUGUUUGGUCUGGUCUUCAGCUCCUUGUCUCUGUUUAGUAGAUACCUGAACAAAAUAUAUUUCUGAAAGGGUUACUACAAGCAUCGUGAUUACUUCACUGAUUUGAAGCAGCGUUUCGCUAUGACGCCAUGCACAUUCAGACUUUCACCCCUCUAUAUACCUCCAGUGCCAAUGGGACGUCAUUGGUGAAUAUCAAUUCUGUGCAUGUUAGGUGUCUUUCACUGGCUCAAAAAAAGAUAAUGGUCUCAUUAAAUUUAUAUUUGCCCAUAUUUGCAGCUUGAAAAGUAUUGUAUUGAAAUCAAAUUACUUGUUUGUUUCAUGCAGACACAAGAGAUAUGUGUCUACAUCCUUUUGGUAGUGUGUGAUACCAUGGAGAUUUAUUAAACCUUUAGUCACAAAGGAAAUCAAUCAUUGUUUUGUGUCCUUCAAAAUUCAAUACACAACGUAAUCUCUGGAUAACAAGUUCAUGGAGCUGUGUUUAUGUUUAUUGCGACUUAAAAGUGUAAUUUGAAUUUGGUUGGUAGUAAGGUUAUAAAAACUGACAUGACAGCACUGGUUGGGAUUAUUUUGCUUCAAAAUACACAUUUUGGAGACAAAUUAGUGUAAUCCUUUAAUUGAAAGCAUGUCAUGCAAUUCCUAACCUUACAAUUACCAGGAUAACCCCAUAACCCUGGGCCAGAGUUUUACCUACAUAAUUUGAUUGGAUUUAUAGUCAAGGAGAAGUUACCAUGCAGGAGUCAAAUUUCCAUAUUAAAAGGACAAAGUAUGGACAUCUUAGUUCUAGUCAGUUGUUCCGGACCAUGCUAUGGUUUGUAUACCUUGUCCAUUUGCAAAACUGACUAAAAGUGUGAUCAAGAGGUAAAUUUCAACACAAUUAGGGCUAUAUUCUAUUUAAAAAGGAGAAUUUAUUCCUGGCAAUUGAAUAGCAGGUCUCCCAUAGACCUCAGCUGGUGAAUUGCUAUUCAAUUGAACUUAUUACUAGUCCUCGAGUCCAACUCGAGGAUACAUUUUGCAAACGAAAAAAAAAAAAAACAGAUCCAACAGUGUUCUUAUGCCAAUUCCUACUGUUGUCAAGAAGAGUUAGCGUGUGAGAACCGCUAGACAUUAUUCCUCCUUCCACAGAAUAAGAGCAUCAGUCACAGAAGCAAAGUCAAUGAGUUAAGUUGUUGACACUCUCGAAAAUCGUGGAAACAUUAUUGUUAUCGUUAAAGUUAUUUUGAUACAUUGCUUUUCCAGUAUCAGAGCUCUGCGUGCUAAUGAAAAAAUUGUUUCAAUAAGUGAAAUAAUACCACCUGCUCAAUGCACACAAUCCUCUUUCAGGAUUACUUCCUCUAUUUUGGCAUGAUUCUUUAAUUUCAGACUUUAAAAUUGGAGCUUGGUCAAUUACCAGGAUGUAUGCAAGAGAAUGUCCGCUUGGCUCCAGCAGAAUACAUUGUACUCUUUUGUAAACAGGAUUUUUCUUUUGAAGUUCACAUAAAAAAGAGAAAGUCAAUAUGAUGCCUCCUUACAUAUAAAGUGAUACAUGCAGAGGAGUAACUACAAACCACGGGGUCCCCCUCCCGAAAAUUGCCCAGGGGCCCCCUUACACAUCUAUCUCCCCAUACGUCUACUCCCCCAUAAGUCCCCCCCUCCUCAUACAGACAUACAGACAAACAGAUGCACAUGCAGACACACACAUAGAGACACACACACACACAGAAACAUAUAUACAGACACAUAUAGACAUGCAGACACACAAAUACAUACACACACACACAUACAUAAACAAAUACACACAUACAUACACACACACAGAAAUAUACAAACAGACACACAUACACAAACACACAUACACUAACACACACACGUGCAAAAUGUUUAAGUUACCCUCCUGUUUCCUACUUUUUUCCCCCGGGGGCCAGUGGCUCAGGCUGGUGGGAGUCAGAGUUCCCACUCUGACACCCUCCUCUCCUUCCUCCUCCCGCACGGCACGGUGAUUGCUGGGAGGAAGUGACCGGGGCAGUUACUUCCUCCCAGCGUCUGGCAUCAUCAAAGAGGUCCUGGUCGCGCUGUUAAAACGUAAAGCUGACCGGGCCCCCUGGAAAUUAAUUUCCAUCUGGUGGCCCUAACAGCAUGGGCCACCUGAUUGGCUCCUGAACAUGUGGCCCCUGCGGUUACACAGCGCGGGCCAGGGCCGCGUUACACAUAUCCAUUGUAAUGUAUACACUGGCGACACUACCCAGGUCGCGGGGAUCCACAAAUGGAUGCAUGUUUUUCAGAAAAAUCUAUUGGUCUUGCUCUUGAACUUUAAGGGCCCAAUGGAGACAUUUAACGAGAUAAUUUCUGGGAUGAAUUAUAAUAUUAUGUUGAGUAACUUUUGAUAAUACUUUAAAAUUGGCAGCAGUGCCUAAAGUUCUAAGCAGUUCUGGGGAAAUCGUAAAAUAAUUUGUAAAUUUCAAAAUCGCUUCACCUGCACUGUUCGUCCACCUGGCGGAUGACUGCCCUAAUGAAUUUAUAAGCAGACACUUAGCUAUCUACCACAGUCAACGCGUACAGCAUGUCCUUUGUUAGAAAAUUUAAUUACUAAAUUAUAUUAAUUUAUUUCCAAACAGUUAUAGCAACAUAUAGAUGACAUGUUUAUGUUUUAAAACUGAUUUUGCUGCUUCACAAAAUUCUAGUUUAGUUUAAUUAAAUUAAAUAUAUUCAGUCAUUUGUUAUGUCUAAAGAUUGCUCUUUCUGAAAGUUAUUUGGUGGUAAUCGCAAAAACAUAGGUGACCAGAUUGCAAUCUUCUGAUAGUGAAGAUGUAUGAAAUUAAUCACACCCAUACAGCAUUGAUUUUAGUGAUGACAUGCUGUAUGAAAUGUCUGUAACCACCUGUCAUUAAAAAUAUUUUUCUGGUCACCUUGUCAUAGACAGGACAUCUUUUUGAUUCUGGAUGACGUAGUUGGUGUGUUCUCUACUCCCAAAUCUCCUGGAUAGAUGGGACACUUUCUAGGAUAGAUAUCUACUUUUAUCUUGAGUUUUGUGGAGGUUUCCAGUGAAUCUGAAAAGCUUUAAGAACAUGUAACUUAGGAGACACUAAACAUGGUGUGAGGUAUGAUAUUCUGAACAUGAAAGUUUAUUUACUGAUUUUAUAGAAUCAUUUAAAUAAAUACUGGAAGUUCGAUGUGGUCAUUUAGGUCUUGGGGAAACAAGCAUUAGGAUGCCUCCCAACUGUACCAACUAAUUAGUUUGAUAGUGACCACAUACAUUUUUGCAAGCCAGAUGACAUAUUUAAACUGUACCUGUGAUGGCAUACAAAUGAACUGUGCAUUUUCAACUAUGCAUCGUUUGAAUGGAAUUGCUAGCAAAUGUAUACAUUUUCUUAUAAGAUAUGGAUUUACUUAAAAUUCUAAGUACAUUACAGCAACUACAGCACACGUGCUGUAGUUGUGAUUAUUUUGCAGAUUUAAUUCUGACACUGAUUCUCUGGCAAUAAAGCAAUGAAGUCAGAUUGUCUGAAUUAUGGAUCCAGAUCCCUGUAACGGUCUGCCUGGCGCCCCAACUGGGUGCCUCCACCAAUUGCUGCUUCCUAGUAAUUGCAAGCACCAUAAGCACUGCACUGGAAAACCAUAACCACCAUUAACCCCACAGCCGACGCAGCUUGGCUGGCAUCUUGCUGUCCUCUACCCACUCUGGACCCAAGUCGGGGAUCCAGCUUCAGUGGGUUGACCUCUCCUACUCCAGAGAGUAUAGAAGGAUAGCUCUUACACAAGCUAGUGUUGUAAUCCAAGAAAGUAUAGUGAUAUAGCAAUCCCCAGAGUGAAUAUAGCUGUCCCCUCCACACAUGAGGCGAGGCUCCAUGUGGAGGGUGAAGAGGAACUGUUUAAUGGCAGCCACAACUUGCCUUAUAUGCAAGUCCCCAUGCAAGGGGUUUUCCAUGACAUAUAUCAGGGGCAUUCCCCACUGGACCUGAAAGGGGACUAUGACAAAGUACACACUGUAAUUACAUUGGCUCUCAGGUUCAGGACACUUCCACACAAAACAGGGUAAUCCCUUCCCUGUGCCUGAGAGAUAAUUGAGUCAGGCACUGUACUAACUCAAUUAUAUCCACACACAAAAAACAUACAUUAUUACAAAACCCCCAAAAUACCUUUAAAACAUAAAAACCCUACAAAAGUUACAUCCCCUGAUAGCCCCUUCCCUUUUGGAAGUGUUUCCAAGCAUUGACAAUUGGUUAGUAGGGGAGGAAUUUGGAAGAGGGAAAUGGACAUAAAAUUUGUUUAAUACCCACAAUCCUGCUGUCAGGUUUGGGUGCAAACAUCUUUGGUUAGCAUCUUUUUGAAGCAGUUAUGUAAAAGAUCAUUAUUCUUUAUGAUAAAUUAUAUAUCAAUUUGUUAAGGACCACAUAAGUAGGCAAUAUUUAAUGGUUCAUAAUGCCAGCAAUUUAACUUAAAAACAGUAGUAAUGAUGAUACUACUAAUAAUAAUGUCCUAUAACCAAAACAAAAGUCUACAAAAUGUUGUAUAAUUAGGAGUACAAUUGGUACACUUUAAGCUUUGAUCUAGAUAAUUAAAGUAAAAUACAUUAAACAAAAAUGUAGAUGUCUGUAUCAACCCUUUUACAAUUAAAGAUAUACAAGCAAUGCUAUGUUGCACAAUGUGGUUUUCACCAGAAAUUUAAUAGCUUUAAUUGUCCUGUUGAUUGGGAUGUUAACAGUUCCGGUAAUAUUAUGUUCUAAUUCAUGUCUUUUUUUCAUUUUUCUUGCAGUUCCUAUCUACGUCCCAUUUCUAAUUGUAGGUUCUGUUUUUGUGGCAUUUAUCAUCUUGGGGUCGUUGGUCGCUGUUUGCUGUUGCCGAUGCCUCAGGCCAAAACAGGAGCCUCAGCAGAGUCGAGCACCUGGAAGUAAUCGUCUAAUGGAGACCAUUCCCAUGAUCUCAAGUGCUAGUACCUCACGUGGCUCUUCCUCUAGACAGUCAAGCACAGCUGCCAGCUCCAGUUCCAGUGCCAAUUCGGGUGCCAGGGCACCUCCUACAAGAUCCCAAACCAACUGCUGUUUGCCAGAAGGAGCUAUGAAUAAUGUUUAUGUAAAUAUGCCUACCAAUUACUCUGUGUUGAACUGUCAACAAGCCACCCAACUUGUUCCACACCAAGGACAAUACCUACAUCCUCAGUUUGUAGGCUAUGCUGUACCUCAUGACUCUGUAACCAUGACCCCUAUGCCUCAGUUCUUAGAUGGACUACAAGGUGGAUACCGACCAAUGCAAUCACCCUACCCUCACAGUAAUCCUGAACAGAAGAUGUACCCAGCUGUGACUGUGUAAAUUGUACCAUCUCCAUUGGAUUGGGAAUGUAAAUAUUGCCACCCCAGCCAUAGAAUCUUGGCUGGGAGGAGCACCGACUCCAGAACUUCUGACAAUGUCAUUAUCUUUCAUUGGACUUCUAAGCUAUACCCAAGUGUUGAAUGGCUGUUUUGUUCAAUUCAUGGAUCACAGUGGUAAGAGGUUUCAAGUGUGCAGAUUUUGUUUUAUAGGAUUCUUUUAUUGUCUUUAAAGCCUGAGCCAUUAACCCGCUCUAUUGAGGGGAUCUCCAGAGUUCCUACAAAGAGAAAUGUUUAGUGUCCUUUGGAAGAGCAGAUAUGCUUUCUUUGUCUUUGCCAAUGCAAGUGUGGCACAUCAGGUGCUGUAUCAAUUUCAUGUUUAACAUUGACAAUCAUAUCGACAAUCAAACAGUAAAUCUGUGUUGUUGUUUUUUCUAAUCGAUGCCUACAUCAGGCGUGUAUUUUUUAAGAUAUAUAUUGUACAAAGAUUCCAAAAAAGAAGCAAAUGAACAUGUGUAUAUAUAAUGACAAAUACACUAUUCUCAAAGAGGAUCUGUCUCAUUUUUUUUAAAGAGCAUAAAAUCCUGCCUGUAUGUCAUGUUGAAUGUUUUUAAAAUGGUUAUAAUGAUGCUGUUGUGCAUACAACAUAUAGAUAAUUUUGCAAGAUAAUACUUAGCAAACGAUUUAUACCUUAUGCUGUCGAAGUCUCCAACAAAUGCAUAGAUUAAUUACCUGAAGGCUGUAUUUGCCUCUUGAAAGUUGGUGUCUCUGUCCACCCAUAGAUGACACAAAUGGCAUCCCACAAUGCACUGCUCGCACAUAAUAUGCCACCCUUAACAUCUGUUUCUGGUAUAUAUUUGUAGAUAUUCGUGUGCUGCAGAGAAAACAAAAAUAGAACUUUUAUAUUUCUCAUGCCUAUGUCCCUUUAAUUUAUUGAUCGCCAAUACAUUUGAGACUGUGUGUUUUAAAAAAAAAUACAAAAAUUCUAUUUUCAGCUUGAUGCAUUAGAUGAAAGACAGUAACAAAUACGUUUGAUUAAUAAAUUAGGAGGACAAGAUGAAUCGAAUGCUGUAAAAUAUUUUGUAAGCAUGAUAUAGAAAAUGUAUGCACAUAUGUAUAAUUUAAAAUAUUUUAAGGAAUACAGAAUGACUUUAAAGACUAUUUGCACAACAUAUUGGCAGCGAAUUAUGCUUUAUUGAUUCGAGUCGACACUAGGAUUUUAAGCAUAUAAACAUAUAUAAGUUCAAUGCAGACAAGUAGCUUUAUACAAACCCUGAACGAGCUUGAUUGCAAUGUCCUUCCAUUAUUACCCUGUCUUCAUGGAAUAUGACACUGAAUAAUUUGAAGAGCACUCAAGGCCAAUCAUCUGCAUCUUCCAAUACAUGCACGCAAGUCAAUUUUGCAUCAUGUGAGAGAAUGCAGAUGAUGUCUGCUGCCAUUCAAAUUUCAUGCUGUGAUGGCUGAUGGGAAUGAGUUGGCAUUCAUAGUGGAAAACCACCUAUUUAAAUUGCUGUGCCUUUUUAUCGGCAAAAAAGUGACCAUUUUGAAUUAUAACUUGAAGUUGAAUGCUAAAAACGGCAACAAAUAAACCAAACUUCUGGAAUAAAAGGGAAUCAUGACAUGUCACACAUGUCAUGUGUCCUUAAGGGGUUAAAAACCUUUAAAUUAUCAGUUUCUUACAUUUUUUUUUUUAAAGAUAACAAAUGAGCUUUAAUAGUUGUGCCAUAAAUCAAAAGCCUCAGGAUGUAUUCAAAGGAUGAAUGUAAUGGACAGAUAUAUAUAAAAAAAUAACAAAAUGCUGUACAUUUAAAUAUUUUUCUGUAACUGUCGAAACAGCUAUUUAAUGAUGUAGAAAGUAAUAAAAAAAAAUAAAAUCAUGUUUUUGCAGUCUGAUGAAAAAUAUAUUAUUAUUAUUAAAGAGGCUUUUAAAAGCCCUUACGUAUAUGUUAAUCUAAAACAAAAUCUUAAUUCUAAGUAGUGAGACCUUUUACAAACUGAUAAAAAAACAUGGUGAUUUUAAAAACUGAAAAUAUCAUAUUACUAAAUUAUUAUUAAAAGUUAAAAUAUGGGUAAGGAUUAAAAAAAACAAACACUGUGUAUAUUGUUAUAGAAUGGUGGCAAAAUUGCAUAAACCUGAGAUAUGUUAAAAUAUAGACAGCUUGUGUCCAACCAUCACAUUUUGGUGAUUUAAGUUAAGCAUUAAGAAUACACAGGUAUAAUAUAUUACAUCAUUCUUACACUCACCAACAUAUGGAACUAAGGUUCCUUCCGGUUUCCAGACCUUGAGGCAAACAGAAGAGCAGUGGGGCAGGGGGAUCGGGCACUAGAAUUCUGAGUUUGGGGUUCAAUUAUUCAAGAGCAGUUUAACCCCUAAAGGUGAGCUAGCACCAGGGUCCUCCUGGCACCAUAACAACUUUAUUUUGAUGAAGCUGUUAUGGUGCCCCGAGUGUUCCUUUAAAGUAGUUUUACUAAACAAAUUUAAUAAAAGCUAACCUUGAUUUACUGUUGACACCUUGGGCAGUUAACUUGAUCCUCUUGUCCAAAUACUGUGGAUCCUUUUCCUUGUACAGUGCAAUACAUGGAGCGUAUAACCUCAACUUACAAAUUACAAUUUCUCAUUGGCUCACACUGCAAGAUUUUAUUUUUGUAAGUCAUCAACUGCUUCUAUAGAUUUUACAAAUGGUGCAAUUUCAAGAUGACUUAUGACACCCUGAAAAAAAUAAUCAUAUAUAGCAGUUACAGAUACCUUUAAUAUAUUUACAUAAAGAACAUUUUAGAUGACAGACACUGCAGAGAGUUCUUCGUUAUAUAACUCAACAAAACAAUCACUUUCAUUAACGACAGAAACUGAUUCUUAAUUUUCGAGGACAAUCAUUUUGCUUUUUAACAUUUUCUUUUUAUGCUUUUAUUAGGAAUAUAGUCAGCUGAAGUGUAGUUUACAUGGACACAAAUAUCUCCUAAUUGUAUAUUAAACUGGGAUUUUUCUGAGGUAGAUAUACAUUGAUUCUCGGAGUUUCUUAAUUUUACUCAAUGGAAGGGAUAAAGGUAAAGAGUGAUUUUUCAAUUGUCUAUCUGUCCAAUCAUCCAUUCAUCUGUCUGUCUGUUUGUCUUUCUGUCUAUGCAUACAUAUUCAAUUAAACACACAUACAUCUGGUUGGGCACUUUAUAUUUCAUUUUUCCAUGUUGCUCGAUUGAUUAGUAAUUUUUUUUUUAUGGUGAGCACUCUGCCUCAAAUCUCUGUCGCUUUGUGUUUGAGCCAUUGCCUUUUAUACACUCAAUGUAAUCUUUAUUAGCCAAUGAUCUGUCAUAGAAAACCUAUAACUGGUUUUUGACUGCAUCUACCCUAACAACCUGCAGUUUAAAGCAUGAUUGGUAAAUAUUCACUACCCGAUGAUAUAAACGUGAAAUGCAGACUGUCUCCAUGUAAGCCACACGUUUUUUUGGCAUUUAACGAUUCCUAUUAAACAUAGCGUACUGUUAAGGCAGUCACUUAAAUGAUUAAAGGAACUUAAUGCUUACCUGUAACAUCGAAGUGUCAUCAAAGCAUCUUGCGUUAAAACAUAUAUUCAUUUCAUGAUGUCCAGCGCUGCUAUUUGUGGCAGAGUACAAUGACAGCCCAUGGGUAUUUUUUUAAGCAAAAGUUGUCACAAUGAUAUUCUAAGGUAUGUAAUAUAGUGACCAUUGCAAUGGAUAAAUCGAUACUGAGGACACGCUGUAACUAUUGCACAUACCUUGCACACAACUUUUUUCUCUGACUUGUCAAAUUCAGGGGUAAUUCAUUUGUAUAGUGUUUACUGUAAAAAAAAUAAAAAUAAAUAAGUUAAAUUUUUUUAAAGUUCAAAAAUAUUUUACAAUUGUCCUAUAAAAAAACAAAAAAACAACAUUUUGAAAUUACAAAACUGUGCGAAAUGUGGCGUUUAUCCUGAUUUAUAAGUGUAAUGUAAAAUAGUGUAAAGGAAUUGUUUGCCAUUAUUUCUGAUAUUCUAAAGGGCACUUUGAUUCAAGUGUUUCUUGCUAUGGAACGAAACUGUUGAUUUUUAAUAAAUGUUUCAUUGUGUGACCUAUAUUCUGAGUUGUACUCAUUAAAAUUAUUUUGUACAUCAA